UUAUUAUUUUUUUAUAUUUAUUUUCAGAAAUUAUAGCGCAAAAAAAGGGGAAAAAAAAAGAGUAGAUGGCUUCUCCAGAUUCCGACUCAUCGCCGCCGUCCCUGGAGGAGCUAAGUUCAAGAGGCGCCUACGCGCUCCUCCUCCCCUGGAUCAUCGGCAUGGGGGCUGCCGCCAACUCAUCCCCGCGCGAGGUCGCGGUGUUCGUACACCAACCAAGCAGAUCGAUAACCCUAAUGGAAGGAUCCAUCGACAUCGAAUCUCUCAUGCGGGAGAUCCCGUCGCUAGAGAAGGAAGGCCCCUUACCCGCAUCCAAAGCCUCAAUCGACGCCCUUCCCCGGGUCGAGAUAUCGGAGCCCGGUCUGGAGUGCGCGAUCUGUCUGUCGGAGUACGAGGUCAACGCCGGAGAAGAAUUAGUCAAAGAGAUGCCGUGUAGACAUAAGUUUCACUCCGGUUGUAUCGAUAAGUGGCUCGGGAUCCACGGAUCGUGCCCGGUUUGCCGGUUCAGUAUGCCGGUCGACGAGGAGGAGGAGAAGAAGGAAAGUGAGAGUGAUGAGAGGUUAGGGUGGAGAAUCCACGUGUUUCUUCGUCGGGGCAGAAGAAGGGCAUCCGGUUCGGAUAUGGAUGUUGAUUCGGGUCGGGACGAGGAUCCGGAUUCGGAAAGUGGAAACGAUGAUGACGUGGAAGGUGAUGGCGGUGAUGAGUCGCCAGCUCAGGACAUGGAUGUAGAUGAUAGUGAUUGAUUUCAUUUAAUUUUUUUUAUUAUUUAUUUUGGGUGAAUUAAUUUACUUUACUUUUGUAGCGGUUUUAUUAUUUUGAAAUUUAGUUUGAUUAGGUGGUGAAAGUUUUUGUACAUAUACGGAAGAAGUAAUUUAUUCAAGAAACUUUGGAGAAGAUGAAAAUUGUUUGGUUUCUUUUGCACAUACAUUAUACUUGUAACAAUUCAUUUUUGACACUAAGAUCUAUACUUGUAACAUUAUUU
Messenger RNA from Erythranthe guttata (spotted monkey flower), 979 nucleotides. RefSeq names its product E3 ubiquitin-protein ligase MPSR1. Gene Ontology annotation, molecular function: ubiquitin protein ligase activity. Gene Ontology annotation, cellular component: cytoplasm. Gene Ontology annotation, biological process: protein ubiquitination. The record is from RefSeq and is a predicted model, not a curated record. Lineage: Eukaryota; Viridiplantae; Streptophyta; Magnoliopsida; Lamiales; Phrymaceae.